CCCCGCAGCCCGGCGCUCCCGUCCCCGGCCGUGCUGUAUCUCAGCCCCAUCCCGGGGGCUGCUGUGCCCGGUGUCCCCGGUGCCGACCCCCGCCGGGGAGUGACGGCGGCGCCACGGGGCCAGCGGCAGCAUGAGCACCGAGACGCUGGUGAAGGACGUGAAACCGGGGCUGAAGAACCUCAACCUCAUCUUCAUCGUGUUAGAGACGGGCCGGGUGACGAAGACCAAGGACGGCCACGAGGUUCGGACGUGCAAAGUGGCCGACAAGACCGGCAGCAUCAACAUCUCGGUGUGGGACGAUGUGGGGAACCUCAUCCAGCCUGGGGACAUCAUCCGCCUCACCAAGGGAUACGCCUCGGUCUUCAAGGGCUGCCUGACCCUGUACACGGGGCGUGGGGGGGACCUGCAGAAGAUUGGCGAGUUCUGCAUGGUGUACUCUGAGGUGCCCAACUUCAGCGAGCCCAACCCUGAGUACGUGGCGCAGCAGCUGCAGAGCAAAGGGGCUCAGAACGAGGGCGGGAGCGUGGCUGCGGCACAGAGCACCCCGGGCCCCCCCCCUGCUUCCUUUCCAGCCUCUGACAGCCAGAACGGGAACGGGCUGAGCCCGGGGGGGCCCCCGCACCCCUCCGGAGCCCCCCCGCACCCCCCCAGCGGCCGCAUCACCCGCAGCCAGCCCGGCCACCCCCCCGGCCCCGCCCCCGGCCCGGUCAGCAACGGCAAAGAGACGCGGCGGAGCGGCAAGAGAUGACGGGCUGAGCCCCCCGCAGCCCCCCCGCCCCGGGGAGGGGGGGGGGACACCCCCAGCCCUCAGCACCCCCCCGGGUGCCAACCCGGCCUCGCAGCCCUCGGGGAGCAGCUCUGGACCCUCCCCCCUCCCCCAGCCCAUGCUGGGGGUCCCGGCUGGGCUGGGGCUGAGCGCUGCCCCGCAGCCCCCCCCCCGCUGCAGCCCCCUCGGGGUGAGGGUGGGGGGGGGGACACCCCCCUGCACCCCCCCCCCCUUCAUCCCUGCACCCAAAGCCCCGCGGCCGGGGGUGUCAAUAAAGGCUGGUGCCGUG
Messenger RNA from Colius striatus (speckled mousebird), 1055 nucleotides. RefSeq names its product nucleic acid binding protein 2 (gene NABP2). The record is from RefSeq and is a predicted model, not a curated record. Lineage: Eukaryota; Metazoa; Chordata; Aves; Coliiformes; Coliidae. Gene Ontology annotation, cellular component: SOSS complex. The coding region runs from base 131 to 748 and encodes 205 amino acids. The transcript has 6 exons. Gene Ontology annotation, molecular function: DNA binding. Gene Ontology annotation, biological process: response to ionizing radiation; mitotic cell cycle checkpoint signaling; double-strand break repair via homologous recombination.